AUGAAUUCUAUACGUUUACAGAAAUACGCAAGUUUUAUAUUUGCCAUUUUUUACUUUUUUAAAAUUAGAGAUGGAAAAGUAAACUGUUCAUGUCAUCAAGAUAUAAAUAAAGAUGGCUACCCAUUACCUAUGUAUUUUAACUAUAAUAUUAAUAUUAAAUUUUUAUUUGAUUAUUUUAAAGCAGAAAAUAUGAACCAAUUUAUAUUUUAUAAUAUAUUAUGUAUAUUAUUAGGGUUCUUAUCAAUAUAUAUUAAAAUAAUUAAAAAGGGAGUAACUAAAAUAGAAAAAAAAUCAGAAUUAAGAGAAAACCUUCUUAGCCUUAAUAAAAUGUGUGCAUACUGGAGGUUUAAUUAUACAUUUUUGACAUUUCUUAAUUAUACAAUUGAUUAUUUAUUAAUGUUAAUUGUAAUGACAUUUAAUGUUUAUAUAUUUUUAAGUAUCAUGGGUGGAAUAUCAAUAGCUUAUUUAUUUUUAGGACACAAAGUUAUGAAAUAUUGA
Molecule: messenger RNA, 498 nt
Organism: Plasmodium yoelii
Lineage: Eukaryota; Apicomplexa; Aconoidasida; Haemosporida; Plasmodiidae
Product: copper transporter, putative
Exons: 1
Coding region: 1-498 (165 amino acids)
Biological process (GO): copper ion transmembrane transport; intracellular copper ion homeostasis
Cellular component (GO): plasma membrane
Molecular function (GO): copper ion transmembrane transporter activity
Source: RefSeq, a predicted model, not a curated record